CCUCUGUGAGAGGCCGUAUCCCUCCCUGUCCAAGCUCCUCAAGACCUAGACACAUAAUAAAGCAGAAACGCCUUAUUUCCUGAUAAAUUGCAGGCACGAGGUCAUUAUUGGUUGACCAGUUUUGUAUUAAUAUGUGAUUGUCUAUAUUAUUCCAGAGCAAUGGAGAGUCAGGUGGUUCCCCUGAAAUUAGGCGUUCGGACUCAGCCACCAGCCCUGACUCUAAUUUAUCAGGGAGGAGCAGGAAAAGAGAGGCAGCGUGUCAUGCCCAUUAGAUUUUUGAACAAGUUUGGCUCAGUGGAUACUGUCCUGAAGGAGUUAAAGCAACGACACAAGGAUCAUUUAGAAAAAGUUCCAAAUGUCAGAUUAGAGAAAAUGGUGCGCAUCUUGCAAGAGGUACAGAAGGGACGGACGGUGGAAGAAGCUGUAGCCAACUUAACUAAAGAAUACAGUGUGGACCCUAACCAAGACCUUAACAAACUAGAUGAUGAGCAGCUUGCAAAGAAAAAAAAGGUAAUGAAUAGCAGCUUUGAGAAGAAUCAGCUUAAGCCAGGGGACCCUGGCUACGAGUAUGACAGGCAAGUAGAGUUUGACACCAGUGAUAAAGUGGAGGCUGGGUGGGACUCUCCUGACGAGGAUUUUUGGUCUUAACCAUUCCCUUUUUUUUUUAUAGAGUCCUGGAUUAAAUGUUAUUUAUAUUUAUCAUAUAUAUUCAAUUACUAUAUUGUAAAAGUACAAUAAAUACUACCUUUAUUUCUUGUGAGAUAGAACAUUUGGGUGGGACUGGAGUAUAGUAUAAUUGCUGUAACUGUUUAAAUGGUGUAGGUGUGACGUGAAAAGCCGAUGACAUAGACUGCUAGUGUCAGACUUAACAACUGGCUAAGUUCUCGCACACAUACACAGACAUGUAGCUGCACUACAAUUAGUUACCAACACUAAAAAAAAAAGAUAAAGCUUGGUAUGAUAAACCAUCCUGCAAGAUGGGGAGAUUAUGUAAACAUACAGUACUGCUAGUUUUUUACUUAAAACUCUUAAAUACUUUGCAUAGAUUUACCUGAAUUUACUCAAGGACCGGCCUUGAUGAGGGCAGGAAGCCAGCAGCUAUUUAUUGCCAAAAGUCUCCCCAUUUACCCCUGAUAAUUUUAUCCAUCUGGAUUUUGAAUUGCAGUAAUGUUUUGGCAUUUACAGCUUCAGCUUGUAGAUUAUGAAAAACCACCCUGUUCUCUUACAUUGUGGCUUGUUCAGCUUGAAACCAUUACUUCUUAUUUAUAUUCCAUCUGACCUUUUAAAGAAGUAGUCUGGAUCAAUAUCCUCCAAAUUGCUCAGUAUUUUAAACGUUUAAAUAAAAUCAACCCUUUCAUGUCUGGUUUGGUAUAAAUUAUAAAUCUCUUAUAUUUUGAGUUCAGCUGCAAUUUCAGUAAUCCAUUUUGAACAAUGUUGACCUUCAAUAAAUGUCUGCAGGGCUUUUGUGCAAGGAUUACGAUGAGCUAGCCUAAGUAUUUUUAUACCAAUUAGAAAAUUAACUUCAGUAACACGAUGAAUGAUACUCGGAAUAUUAAGUUCCUUUCUCAUAUUAAAUAUCUUUGUGGCACGAGGACUCCCAACGAUAAUCCUCAGAGCUUUGAUCUGUAUUGUUUAACCCCUCUAAGCUUCUUUUCAGGCGCUAAAGUAAGCAGAGAUACAGCAUAAUCAACUAAAAAUAUGAUGUAUACAGCAUAAUCAACUAAAAAUAUGAUGUAUGCAAGGUAUAUCAUUUUAACACUUACGGUACCAUAACCUGAGUGAUUCCCUGUCACAGCUUCGAAGCCCAAGCUUCCUCCCCUUAUACUGAUGACAGUCUGACUACAACAGGACCAUACUGUUAGUUUAGUCAUUUAGUAUGCACCCCAUACCAGUCCUGUGGGUGGAAAAAGUUACAGAGGCACAUAAUGAGUUCAGGAACUGAAUCCCAUAGUUCAUUUAGCUAAGCAAGUAACAAGCUUGUGAAGCUAGUUAAAAAAAUUGAAUACUUAGGAUACUUAAGUGUUAUGUUUAAAUAACUGAUCACGCACUAGGAACAUGCUAGUAGAUAAUAUAAUAAUCCUGGAAUCUUCCACUGACCAAAGAAGAUUGCAAAUCCUGGAAUCUUUACUCAUUAAAAAGAAAAGACGUGCCUUAAAUAUACAGUAUAACAAUAUCGCUUCCUUGCCAACACUCAGAACCAGAUCUCACCAAACAUCACCAGACAAUGAUGUCUCUACUGAGGUCUCCCAGCCCACCAAGAGUACCAAAGUUUUAUCCAAUGUUUGACUGGCCCUAUCCCUUUACCCUAUGGUUGAUUGACCCUGUUCCUUUACCCUAUGGUUUAAUUGCCCCAAUACCUCGCCUUAUACUCCUUUUGACUCGUUCACAUGUAUCUUAUGUACUUAUUCUUUACCUGAUGCUCCGGAGAGGAACAAAAUGUUGUAGAAAAUAAAACCUUCAAUAAUU
Messenger RNA from Procambarus clarkii (red swamp crayfish), 2466 nucleotides. Its product is annotated as centrosomal protein of 19 kDa. The record is from RefSeq and is a predicted model, not a curated record. Gene Ontology annotation, cellular component: spindle pole; centriole; centrosome. Gene Ontology annotation, biological process: microtubule anchoring at centrosome; trans-Golgi to periciliary membrane compartment transport. Lineage: Eukaryota; Metazoa; Arthropoda; Malacostraca; Decapoda; Cambaridae.